GAAUGAACAAGAAAUUCGGUCAGCUCGACCUCUGUCAGCCCGAAGAUGCCCAGGCCGAUGACGCAGCUGGGGUGCUGGUGAUUGGCUGCCCUCCGGGUCGCUCCGCAACCGCCAGUCACCCGCUGCAGGCCUGCAUCAUCUCACCUGUCUUGCUCGCUCUCCUCUCUCCCUUCUCCAACUCCUCCUAUCACCUCUCUACCCCUUCCAUCAUCGUUUGAUCCUUAUCUGUAAAGUCCAUUCUUUCAGUUCGCUUUCUCGCUCCUUUCGCGCUCUUGUCGCCCAUCAUGAAGACCUCCUUGCUCGCAGCUUCGGCGCUGCUGGGCUGUGCCUCCGCCGAGGUUCACAAGCUUAAGCUCAACAAGGUUCCCUUGACUGAACAGUUUAUCACUCGCAACAUUGCAGAUCACGCAAAUGCCCUCGGCCAGAAGUACAUGGGCCAGUUCGGACAGCAAACACUCCAGGAUGAACCCGUUAAUGCCAUGGGCCGCCACGAUGUUCUGGUUGACAACUUCUUGAAUGCGCAAUACUUCUCUGAGAUCGAGCUCGGUACCCCUCCUCAGACCUUCAAAGUCGUCCUCGACACUGGUAGCUCCAACCUGUGGGUUCCAUCGUCGGAGUGCGGCUCCAUCGCUUGCUACCUCCACGAGAAGUAUGACUCUUCUGCAUCAUCUACAUACAAGAAGAACGGCAGCGAGUUCGCCAUUCAGUAUGGCUCCGGCAGCCUCAGUGGAUUCGUGUCUCAAGACAACCUUAAGAUUGGUGACUUGAAAGUCAAGGGCCAAGACUUUGCCGAGGCCACCAGCGAGCCUGGUCUGGCAUUUGCCUUCGGCCGCUUCGAUGGAAUCCUCGGUCUUGGUUUUGAUGCCAUCUCUGUCAACAAGAUUGUCCCCCCCUUCUACCAGAUGAUUGAGCAGGGUCUUCUUGAUGAGCCAGUCUUUGCUUUCUACCUUGGUGAUGCCAACAAGGAGGGUGACAGCUCUGUUGCUACAUUCGGUGGCAUUGACAAGGACCACUAUGAGGGUGAGCUGAUUAACAUCCCUCUUCGCCGCAAGGCCUACUGGGAGGUUGACCUUGACGCCAUUGCUCUUGGCGACGACGUUGCUGAGCUGGAAAACACUGGUGUCAUCCUUGACACCGGCACUUCUUUGAUUGCUCUGCCUUCCAACUUGGCUGAGAUGAUUAACGCCCAGAUCGGUGCUAAGAAGGGUUUCACUGGCCAGUACAGCGUCGAGUGCGACAAGCGCGACUCUCUUCCUGACCUUACUUUCACUUUGACUGGCCACAACUUCACCAUCGGUCCUUAUGACUACACCCUCGAGGUCCAGGGAUCGUGCAUCAGUGCCUUCAUGGGCAUGGAUUUCCCCGAGCCUGUUGGCCCUCUGGCUAUUCUCGGUGAUGCUUUCCUGCGCAAGUGGUACAGUGUGUACGACCUCGGCAACAGCGCCGUUGGUCUCGCCAAGGCCAAGUAAACGACCUAGAAUUUAUUAUAUAUGUGUACCCUACGUCGUUUUCUUGUUUUAUUCCAGGCUCUCGUUUGAAUAAAGUCCUCUUUGAGAGCCAUAUUGGAAAUCGUUGUUGCAAAUGAUUCCAGGGCUUGGGAGGUGCCGUGGACUCUCCAUUGUUUCCUGAAUCGGCGAUUCAUUAUUGUCAUAAUGUUGAGGUUCAUCGUUAGUGGAUUUCCCGAGCUAGUGUUACGCUUUGGCCAUGAAAUAACAACUAGACCUGCUGUCAGAAAUGACCCUCUCCAACCAGUAAAUUCAUGAAAACAGUAGUGCGCAUACAGUAGUAGUGUUAGAAUGUUAGUUGUGAAGAAGGUCAAACUGAGGAGUUGUCUUGAAGAAUGAACCUGGCC
Molecule: messenger RNA, 1852 nt
Organism: Aspergillus versicolor CBS 583.65
Lineage: Eukaryota; Fungi; Ascomycota; Eurotiomycetes; Eurotiales; Aspergillaceae
Product: pepsin-like aspartic protease
Exons: 4
Coding region: 285-1469 (394 amino acids)
Biological process (GO): proteolysis
Cellular component (GO): fungal-type vacuole
Molecular function (GO): aspartic-type endopeptidase activity
Source: RefSeq, a predicted model, not a curated record